GCAAGUUUUUCCUUUUCUCUUUCUUUUGUUUCUUUUUCUUUCGUUUUUGUUUUUGUUUUUGUUUUUGUUUUUGUUUUUGUUUUUGCGAAGAGAAAAUCUAGAAGCUUGGAGGCAGCGAUAGUUAGGAUUCAGGCCAAAUUGGUAAAUGACGGAAGGGCGUUUUUCAAAGCCAAGGAGAAGGGGUUGUCCCGAUAACCACGAGAAUGGGAGUGAAUGACUUGUGGCAGAUUCUGGAGCCUGUUAAAGAGCACGUCCUCUUGCACAGUCUCAGUGGGAAAACCAUUGCAGUUGAUCUGAGUCUCUGGGUAUGUGAAGCACAGACAGUCAAAAAAAUGAUUGGAACCGUCAUGAAGCCCCACCUCAGGAAUUUAUUUUUUCGUAUUUCAUAUUUAACGCUGAUGGAUGUAAAAUUGGUGUUCGUUAUGGAAGGGAAACCCCCAAAGCUGAAAGCUGAUGUCAUGAGCAAGAGGAAUCAGAUUCGGUAUGGGCCUUCUGGAAAAACAUGCUCUCAGAAAACAGGGAGGUCACAUUUUAAAUCAGUUUUAAAGGAGUGUCUUGAUAUGCUGGAAUGCUUAGGAAUUCCCUGGGUCCAGGCUGCUGGGGAAGCUGAAGCCAUGUGUGCUUACCUCAAUGCCAGUGGUUACGCAGAUGGCUGCCUCACCAAUGAUGGAGAUGCUUUUCUUUAUGGGGCCCAGACUGUCUAUAGGAAUUUCACUAUGAACACCAAGGACCCACAUGUUGACUGCUAUACGAUGUCAUCUAUCAAGAGUAAACUAGGUUUGGAUAGAGAUGCUCUGGUUGGGCUGGCAGUACUACUUGGCUGUGAUUAUCUUCCAAAGGGUGUCCCUGGAGUUGGAAAAGAGCAAGCACUAAAACUUAUAAAGAUUUUGAAUGGGCAAAGUUUACUUCAGAGGUUUAAUCAGUGGAAUGAAAAAUCUUGUUACUCUAAUUCACAAACACCAGUUGUUAACAAAGUGGCUCAUUGCUCUGUGUGUUCCCAUCCAGGUUCACCUAAGGAUCAUGAACAUAAUGGAUGCAAAUUAUGUAAAACUAAUCGGUAUUGUGAACCGCAUGAUUAUGAAUACCGUUGUCCUUGUGAGUGGCACCUUGCAGAACAUGAUAGGCAACUAAACGCAGUAGAAAGCAGCAUUAAGAAGAAAGCUUGCAGUUGUGAGGGAUUCCCAUUCCAUGAGGUUGUUCAAGAAUUCCUUAUGAAUAAGGAUAAAUUGGUGAAGGAAAUCAGGUACCAAAGACCUGAUUUAUUAUUGUUUCAGAGAUUUACGCUUGAAAAAAUGGAAUGGCCCAAUCACUAUGCAUGUGAGAAAUUGUUGGUGCUGUUGACCCACUAUGACAUGAUAGAAAGGAAGCUUGGGAGAAGGAACUCUAACCAACUACAGCCAAUCCGAAUCAUUAAAACUCGAAUUAGAAAUGGAGUUCAUUGCUUUGAAAUAGAAUGGGAAAAGCCUGAACAUUAUGCUAUGGAAGAUGAACACGGAGAACUGGUUCUGCAAACGAUAGAAGAAGAAUCAUUGUUUGAAGCAGCUUAUCCUGAGAUUGUUGCUAUUUAUCAAAAACAAAAGUCAGAAAUUAAAGGGAAGAAACAAAAAGGCAUGAAAAUUAAGUCCAAAGGAAGCAGUUUGCCAGAAUCAGAUACUAUGAUGAGUUUUCAGUCACACACAACUUUCAAGCCCACAUGUGAAAUCUUUUCUAAGCAGAGUUCCAAGUUAAAUUUGGAAAUUUUCCCCGAUUCUACGGUACCCCAAGAAUCUAUUUCUGCAUCAUUGGAUACCUUGCUUUUACCUGAAGAGGCUCCCUGUCUGGAUAGACAGGAACAGUUAGUAUCUUCUCUGAGACCUUCGGCUACACAGCAAAUUAAAGCUGUAACUGCAGAAUCUAGUCAACCCAGUACCUCAUCCCAUAGUAUAUCCACAAUUGCUGAUCUGCACUUGAGCACCAUUGACUGGGAAGGUACUUCUUUUAGUAAUUCUCCAGCGAUCCCAAAGAAUACUUUCUCUCAUGGUCCAAAAUCAGAACUUGAGACAGCUAUCCCUGAUAGCUUUAAAAAUAUCACAGAGCAGUUGUCACGUGAAUCAGAAUGGUACACCACAAGUACUGAUAAAUUGUUGGAUUGGAAUCUUCAAAAGACUGCUCCAGAAGAGCACCUGCUUUCUGGCAUCACUGGUUUACAUCUUCAGGAUUUGCCUUUAAGGGAACGAAUACAUAUAAAAUCAUCAUAUCCUCAGAAUAAUGUGCAACCAGAUGUUGGCCUAAAAACUUUGUCACUCCUUACUGUAAAAGAGCACUGUGUUGCUAACAGUAGUUCUGAUGGUCUAUCACAUCUUUCAAAGGACCUUCUAGGAAUUAAUUUGCAAAAUGAAUCUAGAAACUGUAAAGUUCUAAAAGGAGACCAGCUGUUUCAAGAAAACUAUAAAGCAAAUAUUUCUAUACCUUAUUCUCUCAAUAACCCAAUAGCAGGGACCUCCAGUGUUAGAACUGAACCAUCAAAUACUGCUUUCAAUCGUAGUAGAAAAGUGGAUGCACAAAUCACUGAGAAAAUUGUAAUGAAGAAGAGUGUUUGCCUUGAUAGACCUUCCUCUGAGGAAGAAAGUGUCCCAGAGUUUGGAAAAGCUAAGUUCACAACUCGAAAAAUGAAACAGAGUUCUCAGCAGUAUAGCCCAGCUGGAUUCAAGAAAAAUGACGGCAACAAAUUGAAUAACCCUAAGGCACAUAGAAAAGAAACUGAACAGUGUGUCCAGGUUUAUAAAACAGCUGGAAAUGAGGAAAACUCCUUCCCAGAUGCAGCAAAAGUUUCUCUGAGUUUUCUGCAGUGUCAUAAAGAAAAAGACAACUCUGGCACUUACUUGGAUAGUCCUCUUCCUUUAAGUCAGAGAUUAAAACUAAGGUUCCAAAACACUUGAAAUGAAAUUUCGAAUAUUCAGAUACAAAUCAGCAUUCUAAUGGCAUUAGCAGAAGCAGAGGGAAGGUCUCUAGUUAAUGUAUAGUAGAAAAAUUUAAUGUGGUUUUAUAUGUUGUGAGUCACUUGCAAUCAAAACUGUGAUAAAAAAAAUUGUAACCUAAAACUUUGAUUUUAAAAAACAGUCCUCUGUAGUGAAAACUUCAGGUGAUGUAUAUUUUUAUAACAUACUUUUGCCAUUUUAAAAAAUAAUCUUUAUUAUUCCUUCGUUAUAUUCUUAAAAAGUUACUGCAGUACUAGAUAGAAUAAAUGCUCCCUCCAUUUCCUCUUUUUCACUCAUUUCUUCCACAGGCCUCUAAAGCAUUUUUUGAUAUUCCAGCUUGUUCCCAAGAGGAUAGCUCUUUAUAACUGCCUACAUUCUCACAUUGUCUUCUAUGAUGCCUUUCUGAGAGUUAUAUUUUCUCACAAUGUGAAGAUACUUUCAGUUGUCUUCCCAGCUUCAGUAAUCUUACUUUCUUUUGUGAGGGACGAAAAAAAAAAAAAGGAAAAAGUGGAAGAUGAUCAAUAUAUGUAGUAAAAAUUAUGGUUAUAGUAGCAGAAUAAACUGAGGAAAGCUACUUCUUAAAUAUCCCAAGUUCACAGGUCUGCCAAGUGGAAGAAGAUUUGGAAAAUAGAUUGUAUAACCAGAGAGGAUCAGAAACUUGCUCAGGAUCACACAGCUAAUUAAAUAGUGGUGGGGAAACCAGAUUUCUUGCCUCUCAAUUCAUUGGUUUUUCCUGUGUUCUUUUUCUUUUAUAGCACUUUUUUCUUUCCGUUUUGUUUUAAGAUGAAUGUAUACAAUAUUGACUUCAGUACUUCCAAAUAUUAAGUUGUACAUUAAUCUAUUUAGCACUCAAAAAGUCUAGAGGGAGCCAGAUUGGAAAGGAAAAAAUAAAAUUUUUGCUACUUGCAGAUGACAAAAUCAUGU
Molecule: messenger RNA, 3881 nt
Organism: Camelus dromedarius (Arabian camel)
Lineage: Eukaryota; Metazoa; Chordata; Mammalia; Artiodactyla; Camelidae
Gene: GEN1
Product: GEN1 Holliday junction 5' flap endonuclease
Exons: 14
Coding region: 204-2918 (904 amino acids)
Molecular function (GO): 5'-flap endonuclease activity; four-way junction DNA binding
Source: RefSeq, a predicted model, not a curated record